AUGUGUGGUGGAGCAAUAAUAUCCGAUUUCAUACCUCCGGCGGGCCGAUCUUCCCGCCGGCUGACGGCGGAGCUGCUCUGGGGCAGCGGCUGUGCCGAUCUGAGCAAGAAGAAGAAUCCGGGGAGCUACCGCUCCAAGUCCAGGAGAUCUGAGCCGGUCGUUGAUUUGGACGAUGAUUUCGAGGCUGAUUUUCAGGAUUUUAAGGAAUACUCCGACGAUGAAGGCGAGCUCGAUGUGAAGAAACCGUUCUCUUUCUCUGCUUCAAAGAGAUCUUCUGUGAAAGCUUUGAAGCCUUUGGAUGCUUCUCAAUCUGACUAUGAGGAAAACGAGAAGUCUUCCAAAAGGAAGAGGAAGAAUCAAUACAGAGGCAUUCGCCAGCGCCCGUGGGGAAAAUGGGCUGCUGAGAUUCGUGACCCGAGAAAAGGCGUACGUGUCUGGCUCGGCACUUUCAACACUGCCGAGGAAGCUGCACGGGCCUAUGAUGCCGAGGCCCGCAGGAUCAGAGGCAAGAAAGCAAAGGUGAAUUUCCCGGGCGAUAUCCAAAAACUGGUUAUUAAGGAAAGCCCGGACUCUGUACAGCCCAGCCCAAACCAGACUGCGAAUUUCACGAACAUGCCAAAUGACUGCUAUGACUCGUUUGGCUUUAUUGAGGAAAAACCACAGAUGAAUAAUAAUGAGUUUGGAUCUAUAACUGAGGUAAAACCAACCGAGGGCAAAAAUGUAUAUUUCAGCUCAGAUCAGGGCAGUAACUCUUUCGACUGCUCGGAUUUCACCUGGGGCGAAAACUGUGCAAAGACUCCUCCUGAAAUCUCAUCUGUCCUCUCUGCUGUGAUUGAGGAUGGCCCGGCCCAAUUUGCAGAGGAUGAUGAUGUUGGGCCUGUGAAGAAAUCUAAAUCCACCCCGGAGGAAAUUGUGUCUGGUGAUGGAAAUGAUGAUCUCUCGGAGUUUGAUUCUCAGUUGAAGCUGUUUCAGAUGCCUUAUCUCGACGGGAAUUGGGAUGAUGCCUCGAUCGAUGCCUUCAUGAACGGGAACGAGAUGGAUCUUUGGUCUUUCGGUGAUGUCCCAGCGAUGCUCGAUGGGGCAUACUAA
Messenger RNA from Striga hermonthica, 1089 nucleotides. NCBI's taxonomy places the organism in Eukaryota, Viridiplantae, Streptophyta, Magnoliopsida, Lamiales, Orobanchaceae. The record is from the annotation of a GenBank genome assembly.